Messenger RNA from Panicum hallii, 609 nucleotides. RefSeq lists its product as uncharacterized. Lineage: Eukaryota; Viridiplantae; Streptophyta; Magnoliopsida; Poales; Poaceae. The transcript has 2 exons. The coding region runs from base 226 to 420 and encodes 64 amino acids. The record is from RefSeq and is a predicted model, not a curated record.
CCUGGCUAAAGCCGCAAGCAAGCCCCCUCCUCUUCGUCGGCGGCCGCUACCUCCCCGCUCCCACAAUCUGCCGCGCCGCCGCUGUCCCGGCCAACUUCCUCCUCCCGAGGCGGCGGUCGCCUCGCGCGGAAUCUUCGCGUGGGCAGAGCAGAGAGAACUCGCCGAGGGCGCUUGCGUGGGCUUCGCGCAGAUUAGACUCCCAUCCCUCCCGAAUCCCAGCGGGCGAUGCAGGCGAAGAAGCUGACGCUGCUGCAGACGGUGGCGGCCGCGGGAGUCUUCUCCGCCGUCUCCUGCUGGUAUGGCUUCAUGUUUGGAAGGGAGUCCGCGCGGCGAGAGCUUGGUGACAUCAUAGACGACCUCCGCAAAUCCACCACCACCUCAACCACUUCAUCUGAACCCGAUGCUAAUUCCAAGCCAUAGUAUGCUAUGCUAUUCCCCCAUCUAAAUGUGGUCAAUUUUGUUUGUGGAUCCUGUAAUGUAAGGUAGAUGGAAUAACCAGUCUUCGAGAUGUUUUUACUAGUUUUGCUACUUUUGCCCCCUCCAAAAUGUGUUAUUCAGCUUGAACAUCUGUUUAGAAUGAAAAACAAGUUAAAGAUGCUGUUUGUUUAA